This is a messenger RNA of Arachis stenosperma, 1339 nucleotides long. Its product is annotated as BURP domain protein RD22-like. The record is from RefSeq and is a predicted model, not a curated record. The coding region runs from base 1 to 987 and encodes 328 amino acids. Lineage: Eukaryota; Viridiplantae; Streptophyta; Magnoliopsida; Fabales; Fabaceae. The transcript has 2 exons.
AUGGGAUUUCAUCUCUUUCCCAUUAUUACAUUUCUCAUGGCUUCACUAGUGGCAACUAAUAAUGCUGAAUUGUCUCCUCAAAUUUAUUGGAAGUCCUUGCUCCCAGAAACUCCAAUGCCAAAGGCAAUCACCAGUCUGCUACACCCUACAGGUUUGCUGAAUGAGAAAUUCACCUCAGUGGAUUACGAAGGAGAUGGCACCGACGUCAACGUUGGCGGAGGAAACGGAGGAGUCUCCGUGGGAGCUGGGAAAAGAGGAAAGCCAGUACACGUCGGCGUAGGGUACUCUCCAUUUGACUAUGUAUAUGCAGCUACAGAGACACAGUUACAUCACGAUCCCAACGUCGCGCUUUUCUUCUUAGAAGAGACCUUGCAUCAUGGAUCACAGAUGAACCUGCACUUCACCAAACCUUCCAAUCUACCAUCCUUCAUUCCUCGCCGACUCGCAGAUUCCAUUCCCUUCGCGUCAACCAAGGCGAAGGAAAUAUUCAAGAAAUUAUCCAUCAAACCAGAUUCGGACGAUGCCAAAAGCAUGAUAAAUACAAUAGUCAGUUGCGAAAAGCCUGCGAUCUCUGGAGAGGAAAAGCAAUGCGUGAAUUCUUUGGAGUCCAUGGUUGAUUUCUGCGUUUCCAAGAUUGGGAAAAAUGUUGCGGCGGUUUCUACCGAAGUGAGCAAAGAAAGCGUUUUACAAAAGUAUACGGUUACCAAAGGAGUGAAGAAACUUGGAGAAAAGGAGGGAGUUGUGUGCCAUUUACAGAAUUACCCUUACGCGGUAUUUUAUUGUCAUGAAACAGAGACCAUUGAAACUUAUUAUGUGCCUUUGGAGGGUGCUGACGGGAGCAGAGUUAAAGCAAUAGCCGUGUGCCAUACUGACACAUUGGGAUGGAACCCAAAGCACUUGGCCUUCCAAGUUCUGAAAGUUGAGCCUGGAACUCUUCCAAUUUGUCACUUUCUUCCUGAGGACCAUGUUGUUUGGGUUCCAAAGUAAAAAGAAACUCAUGGAUACUAUUUGUGAAGUCGUUUAAUAACUACUUAGUUUCAUAAUUGAACUGAAAGAACUGUUCUACUUCUAAUUCUUUUCUUUUCUUAGUUUGUUGAACACUUCACUUUCUCUGUACAUUGCAAAAUCAAUGUCUAGGUACAGAGGAAAAAAAUGGACAAUUAAUUAAGAAUGGAGGAAGUGAUAGUAACAUUCUGCUCCGGUUCAUUUUACUGUUUUAUUAAUUCUGUAUUUGCUUAUGAUGAAUUGUGAUGUACUAUAUAUAUAUAUAUAUCGAAGACUUUUCAUUCGCAUGAAAAUCUUGUAUUUUGAUUUGGGAUUGCAGUGGUUGUAUAGUGUA